AUCAAUCUGGAUGACUCAGGACACUAAGUUAAGGAAGGUGGUAAAUUUAUUAUAUGAAAAUUCCUAAUCUGAGGGCAGCUCAUUGAGAUUUCUCUUUUAUCGCAAUAAAACCCCUCAAUCUGUUUCUUUGGAUUAAUUUGGAAGGGUUAAUUGUAUGAUUUCGACCUCUCAUCUCAGUGAUACUUUCAGUUAGCAAAGACACCGUUGGUGACUAUUUAUGUCAUUGGAUACGGGCUACAUUUUAUUACUAUUAUUUGUCUUUUCUCAUAGACCAUAUUAUAUUUUUCUCCCCUGAUGAAUUGCCAUAGUUGUAUUUUCCAUCAUCAUGGAUAUGACUAUUGUUUCUCACAGGCAGGAUCACCAAAUGUUGAAGGAUAGAAGUGAAUCCUUAUUUUCCAAUGCAUCCACAGGAUCUUCUUAUUCUUGCGGCGCCGAACAUGAUGAUCAGUGCAAAUCUGAAAUUCCAUCUCUACCGGUUAGGGAUGAAGAGGAAUGGGAAGAAGCUAGAUGCCCCAUCUGCAUUGAACCCCCUCACAAUGCUGUCCUCUUACUAUGUUCAUUUUGUGACCAACAUUGCCACCCUUACAUGUGUGACACAAGCUACCGCCACUCAAACUGUCUUGAUCAGUUUUGCAAGUCAUCUGGAGCAGCACUAUCAACAGAAGAAGUUAUUUCAAUCACAGCUGAAGAAAGAGAAAGUGAGGAGUGGAUGUCAUCACCCAGAACGAGGUAUAAUGGGAAACAGCUACCCCAGCUUGUGUGCCCUCUCUGCCGGGGACAGAUAAGUGGGUGGGUUGUGAUAGAGGCUGCUCGCCAUUUCAUGAAUUCCAAACCAAGGAGUUGUUCACUUGAGACGUGUGAUUUCAAUGGAAACUAUUCAGAACUCAGGAAGCAUACUAGGCUUGAACAUCCCUCUGUCUGCCCAUCGGAGGCUGAUCCAAAGCGUCUACAGGACUGGACAACGCUGGGGCGUGAAAGGGAUUUUGAGGACUUCUUCAGUGCAAAUAGUCAGUGGUUUGAAGAUGAAUGGAGUGACGAGAGCAUCUUUUCGUUUAUUGGAGGGACGGUGAUGGACCACGAAAGGGAUCUAGAGGGCAUCCAAAGUGCAUACCAAUCAGGGUUUGGAGAUAGCUGGCUUGAUGAUAGCGAUGGGCUUAUGGAUCAUGUUUUGCACCCUUCCCGGUUCUGGCUCAAUUUUCUUUCAUUUUCUCCCUUUGUGGAGCCAAUCGAGUUAGUUAGCUCAAGUGGUGGUGACCUAAAUGGUAACAGCAGAUCAAUAUGGUCAAGGGCAACACAUUAUGCACAGUCAGUCACUCCACAGGGUAGCAAUAUUUCACAGGGGAAUUCACGAGGAUUGGGGCAACAACCCCAGUUGGACCAAAGACAAUCAAGAGAAGCAAGAAAUAGUGGCGAAUCUGGUAACAGCAGAUCAACAAGGUCGAGGGCAACUUAUCAUGCAGCGACCUUCCCUGCUUCUAGACGGAGCAGCAAUUUUUCAUGGGGGAAUUCACGAAGUCUGCGACAACACCGCCGGUUGGACCAAAGACAAUCAAGACGAAAUCACUAGGCAUGACUGCAGUGGAUGGCUUGUUUAGGUCGCACACCGGGCAUGUGUUGGUCAAGAUGCUCGGAUUUCGGUUUUCGCUCUUUCUACUUUCUUCUUGAUUUGCAUGCCCUGAAGGGUGAGAUUUUUAGAGCAUAAAGGAUUUGAAUUUUUUGAUUGCUCAUGCUUCUUUGUUCAUAAAAAUAAUCAUUAUAUUUUUGUUAAUUCUUUGUCUAGGCUUGAUCUAAAGAUGGUUUUUACUACUCUCUUCACUAGAAACCCGAAAUGUGUGUCUGACAUAUGAAGUUUC
Ilex paraguariensis (yerba mate) is the source of this 1853-nucleotide messenger RNA. The record is from the annotation of a GenBank genome assembly. Lineage: Eukaryota; Viridiplantae; Streptophyta; Magnoliopsida; Aquifoliales; Aquifoliaceae.